UGCCCAGGGGUCCUGUAACCCAUCGGGGGUUCCCGAGGGUUUCUGCAGCGCACAGCCCUGGCUGCGAGGCACACAUCAGGCUGGGGAUUUUCCUGUUGCCUGGCUGCUGACCCCCUACAGGAAGAUAAGGGACAAGCCGAGAGGGCGGAGCAGCGUGCUACACAUGUCUGGCUGCUCUUAUCAACUUAUCAUAUAAGGGAAGGAGGGUGAUUGAUUUGGGUCCUGACACCACAGAAUCUGGGGGCCAGAAACAAAGAGGCAUUAACACUGGUCUGUAGAGGGAAUACGGCCCUCCCCAGUGAGCAGGGCGACUCUUCCUGCUGCGAUCUGACAGUUUGGAGAGCAGACGGCACUGAACACCACUGCUGGCUGCUAGGAAAGGCGGGGAGACAGGAGACUCCCACGGAUGGACCUUAAGCCCUGGUAACAGGGCUGAGUGGGCAGCUGAGGACCGGCUUCCCAUGUGCUCUGGAGUUCGCUAGGCUGGUGGUUUUAUUACCAAAAGGAAGAAUGUGGCAGAUUGUUUUCUUUACUCUGAGCUGUGAUCUUGUCUUGGCCGCAGCCUAUAACAACUUUCGGAAAAGCAUGGACAGCAUAGGAAAAAGGCAGUACCAGGUCCAGCACGGCUCCUGCAGCUAUACGUUCCUCCUGCCAGAGACGGACAACUGCCGCUCGUCCUCCAGUUCCUACGUGUCCAAUGCUGUGCAGAGGGACGCGCCGCUGGACUACGACGACUCUGUGCAGCGGCUGCAAGUGCUGGAGAACAUCAUGGAAAACAACACGCAGUGGCUAAUGAAGCUGGAGAAUUACAUCCAGGACAACAUGAAGAAGGAGAUGGUGGAGAUCCAGCAGAAUGCAGUGCAGAACCAGACUGCGGUGAUGAUAGAAAUAGGAACCAACCUACUCAAUCAAACGGCAGAGCAAACCCGGAAGUUAACGGACGUGGAAGCCCAAGUAUUAAAUCAGACAACAAGACUCGAACUGCAGCUUCUGGAACAUUCCCUUUCUACAAACAAAUUGGAAAAACAGAUUUUGGAUCAGACCAGUGAAAUAAACAAACUGCAAGAUAAGAACAGUUUCCUAGAAAAGAAAGUCCUAGACAUGGAAGACAAGCACGUCGUUCAGCUUCAGUCCAUAAAAGAAGAGAAAGACCAGCUGCAGGUGUUAGUAUCCAAGCAAAAUUCCAUCAUUGAAGAGCUAGAGAAGCAACUGGUGACGGCCACAGUGAACAACUCAGCCCUCCAGAAGCAGCAGCAUGACCUGAUGGAGACCGUGCACAACUUACUGACCAUGAUGUCCACGUCGGGCUCUAAAAGCUCCUUGGUGACUAAGGAAGAACCGAUCAUCUUCCGAGACUGCGCGGAAGCCUUCAAGUCAGGCCUCACCACCAGCGGCCUCUACACGCUGCGGUUCCCCAACUCCACGGAGGAGGUGAAGGCUUACUGUGACAUGGAAACCGCUGGAGGUGGGUGGACCGUUAUUCAGCGACGUGGAGAUGGCAGUGUCGAUUUUCAGAGGACUUGGAAAGAAUAUAAAGUGGGUUUUGGGAACCCUUCAGGCGAACACUGGCUGGGAAAUGAGUUUGUUUCGCAAGUGACCAAUCAGAAGCGCUACAUGCUUAAAAUACGCCUUACGGACUGGGAAGGGGAUGAGGCCCACUCGCUGUAUGAACACUUCUACUUGUCAGGUGAAGAGCUCAAAUACAGGAUUCACCUCAAAGGACUUACGGGGACAGCCGGCAAAAUAAGCAGCAUAAGCCAACCAGGAAAUGAUUUUAGCACAAAGGACUCAGACAACGACAAAUGCAUUUGCAAAUGCUCUCAAAUGCUCACAGGAGGCUGGUGGUUUGAUGCAUGCGGUCCUUCCAACUUGAACGGAAUGUACUACCCACAGAGGCAGAACACAAACAAGUUCAACGGCAUUAAGUGGUACUACUGGAAAGGGUCGGGCUACUCGCUCAAAGCCACGGCCAUGAUGAUCCGACCGGCGGAUUUCUAAAUGCCGGCACUCCCCCCCACCCCCCAGGGACGGUGGACCGUACUGUUUCCAAAGACGUACUCCCAGAGCUCUAGCAGACACAGCUGCACUCUGUCUCCCCUGCCACCGCAGACAGACACAUGCUCUACGGGGCCCCAAAUUAGAGCCCUGUGCACUUCACCACUGACACCUGCAGCCCUCGAGGAACCAAAGCACAACCCAGAAUCUUCACCUUGUGACCUGGUAGAACAUCUGUGCGAAGAUGAAUUUAUGCUUGCAAAUGAGACUGACGAUGUACAGACUCUGUUGUCACAGCCAAGAAUGUUAUGUGCGAGUUCAUCAGUAAAUAACUGGAAAACAGAACACUUAGGCUAUAGAGUAGAGAUAAUCUUGGAAGUGCAUUCUUCUAAGCACUGUUUAUGGACUGUGUAAAUAUCUAUAUGUCCUCAACUCAGCGUCACUAUCUUAAUUAAAAGGAAGGAACCGUUCUCUAAGCCAUGCAACUAUAUCACAUAUUCAGGGAUUUUCUGAGAAGCGGUUGUUAGCAGUUUCAUAUUUGGAGAAGGAAAAACAUAGUUAAUGCAUUUUUGCUCCUCCUCUUAGAUGCUUUAAAAAUUCAUUUUGAAAACAGCAUAUUUACAUAUGUGUUGCCAGCUUGUUUUAAGUUAAUACUCAAAUAUAGAUUUCAAGUUUAUAUGGUGAAAACUUCCAGGAUGCAUUUUUUUAGUUUAUGUCAAGAUUGUACUAUUUUUUUUUCCUAUCUGGUUGUUAAAUAUGAAGGUAUUUUUAGUAAUUAAAUAUAACUUAUUAGGUGAGAUGAUUACAUUUAACUUUUAUAAUAUUUGCAGUUUUGUAAUCUGAUUCCAGAAUAACCGAUUAUGCCUCAUGACAAGGAAAAUUCUGAUUUUUAACGAGGAAGAAAAGUAUACAUUUCUUUGUAUACAUUAUACAAAGAGACUUCACUAUCUUUUACUUACUAUUCUAAUACAGAGGUGUUUUUUUUCUUCUAGUAAGAUAUAUUCUAGAGAAGUAGGCUGCAAUUAGUAGCUGAGAAAACCCUUUAAGUUAAUGCAUGUACUACGCUCUACUUCUCAGGCUACAAUCACCCCUGAAGUUAUUUAAGGAAAAAAAUCAUUUGCAUCAGCAAGAUUUUUAAAAAUGUCUACCAGAAAACUUUUUUAAAAAGUGUUUUCAAGUCCAAAAACAAAAUCUGAUAUUUAUAGUAUAUUCAUAUGGGUACAGAAAAUUUUGAGAGCAUGGAUUUAAGCUCAAGACUGCAAAACCUUAAAUUCCUAGAGUUUUAACCCUGAAGUUUCCAUAGUGCAGUUAACAGUGAUGAGCAUGUGCAGAAGGCUUUAUAAUGUAGAAGUGGUUUCUCAUAUGUUUGCUUUCGCGUCAGGUGCUAGGAAGCUUAGAGCCAAAUUUACAACUAGCUUUUACUUGAUGUCUGUCUUCACCUUAUACCGUUCUACCACAAUUUUUUCCUUUAUUCCAUUUUUCUUAUUUAUUUUACCCCUACAUGCCCACCCUACCCUCAUCACAACUCAGUUUUGGAACGCGGAACAUUGCUGUGUGUUUUGAGUCUGUUUAUGGACUUGGGCAGAGUCAGAAGCUCCGCUUUCCCCACCAUGAUGUACUUUCUCAACAAGCAUAUUAACUGAGUGAACAAACUCCUCGUUUUAUUACAUUUAAGAAUGAUUUAUAAAUUCAACAGAGGUCUCAGCUUUGCAUCAGGUUAAAAAAAAUCUGAUAAUGAGAAAACAUCACUGUUUGAAGGGAAACAAUAAAUUUCUAUGACAUCUGAAAGACCACAUGGCAGAUAACUGAGAUGGGGAAAUGAUGAUACAGGAAAAAUUGCCAACAAUAUAAUUUAUAUCACUUGCCCAUGCAGGCAGGUUAAAUGAACUUCAAAGAUAAACCACACUAUAUUAUUUAGGUUACAUACGCUCUCUUUAGACAGAGGAUGGGGGCAUUUGUGUUUUUAUUUUACGCUUCAGUUCCUUACACGGUAUUUCAAACAAAGAGUCUUGCUGAGAGGAAUUUUUUCUCUCCUUAAGAAAACAUUUAUAAAGUUGACAGGAAAUCAAAACAGUAAUCUUAAAAAUGAAAACAAGUCAACCCAACAACCGAGAGAACUACAAUGAUAAAAGGCAGAGUUCAGAAUUCAACUUGUUGUCAUUUGAUAGUCACAUGGCAUUUUCAAACAACCAAAAAUCCAUGAAGACUGGUCGCAGAUAAAAAUCACCAUUUAUCUUUCAGGUAUUAAUCUUUUGAAAGAAUAAACCAUCACAAACCAGUUAACAUUUCUGGAAAUGAAAGCCAGCUUCUGCACAAUCCUGCUUCUAAGUAAACCUGAAAUUAUCUACUAAAUUAUUACUCAAUCAUCAAAAAAAAUUAGAACCUGGAACGUUUCCAUUAGCAUUUCAAGUACUUAAAAGUCAGUUAAGUUGAAACUGAGUUUAGGAAAACAUCAAAACAUAAAGACCACAUCAUAAUGCUAGCAAGCCACAAUUUUUAUACCUAUCAGUUCUAUCUCUAUUGAGGGUAACAGCAUUAUCUUCUAAAGCUGUAGGCAAGAUAUUACCUUCUCAAAAAUCUAGUCUCUUUUCAUUUUUGUUUUUCGCAGUCCUGAGGGCUUCUGUAAUGAAAUAUUUUGGGGACUGUAUGCCCCAAAACUUUUUGCAGAAUGUUCUCACAUUCUCACAUUUUUUCCUCACAAAUAAAUAGAUAAAAAGUGUCCAGUUCUGUGAAUAUGUCUUUUUAGCUAUGGGCAUAAUUGCACUUGAUUUAAUAAAAACGUGAGUCUAAAUCUAUGCUAACGGUAAUUUCCUGAGAAUACAAAUUGUAUUUACUGUCAUAAAAUAACGUCUGACUUACAGGAGCUGCAGGGAAGGAGUCAGAAAGUUCAAACGGUUCCUCGGAAAUCCAGUGACCCAUUUCCAAAGACCACAGUACCUGCAAGUGACACAAAACACAGAGCAAUUUUAAUGGGUUUAUUAGGCUCUUAGUGGACAAUAAACCACUUUGAAGAUAGGCAAAAACAAAACAAAAUGAACAAAAGCCCAGCAGCGACUACACACUCCAUAGACCUGAAACAGCUGGGUCUUGAAUACCAAAGUGCUGUCAGAAUCUUCAGGCGGCUUAAAUGUUAUGAAUAUUAAUAACCACUUAGCAAUUACUAAACAUCAUCCAAUUUCUAAACAUAUGAAAUCAUACAUAUUUUGUUAAGUUCCAAGUUUCUAGUUUAAGGAGUCAUUAUAGACAAUCCUCAGUAAAUAUUCUAGAAUCUUAUUACUUAAAAAAAUAAGUUAGGAGAAGAUAGACAAUAAGCCUAAAUUUGAAAAGCAACACUUAUGGUGUGUGAGUUGGUUUCUAACAUUAGCUAAUAUUUUCAGAAGUUUUCCAAACACAUUUGAAAAUCCCUCCCAGACUUCUGAAGAGUAAAAGGUCUUAUACAUAAGCUUUUGUCAAUCUUAUCCUCAUGUUAUUUUUGAACUUACACAUUUUUAAAUUAUCAAGACAAUGUUUUCAUUUUAAUUCAACAAUGUUUGAAAUUCUGCAGUCAUCUCUGCUCUAUGACCAAACUCCCUAAAAAUCUGUUUCCAUGCACCAGUAGAAUUCUACAAUUAAAAUAUUCCAACUGAAUUACAUGACUCACAUUUAUCCCUUAUCUGCAAUUUCAUUUCUUACAUUCAGUGAAUCCAUUCUUUUUUUCUAGAGCUGCUACAUAAAACUCAUGUUCUUUUUUGCUGAAUGAGUGGAAAUGAGGCCUAACUCUUCCUUUUUCGUAGUUCCUAAGGUUCAGAACCACCUACGGGAAACCAGUCUUAAAUAUCUCCCUUUUUAUGUAUUAAAGCUAGUGCUUAGCUAACACGAGAUGGCAAUUUUUUGUUUUGAAGAAAAAGUGAGUGUGAUAAUGGAAUAAAGA
Messenger RNA from Hipposideros armiger (great roundleaf bat), 5905 nucleotides. RefSeq names its product angiopoietin 2 (gene ANGPT2). The transcript has 9 exons. The record is from RefSeq and is a predicted model, not a curated record. Bases 511 to 1998 code for a protein of 495 amino acids. NCBI's taxonomy places the organism in Eukaryota, Metazoa, Chordata, Mammalia, Chiroptera, Hipposideridae. Gene Ontology annotation, biological process: blood coagulation.